CGUCAUUCGUGUGUCGCAUUAAAACGGUGAGAGACUCUCGAUCAGCUUCGUAAAGUGUGAAAAAUGUCACAGAAGUCUGGUCCUGUGCUGAAAGCUGGUCACGCUCCAGCAGUGAAAGCUGGCGGUAAACGGGUGGUCAAAAAAAGCCCGGAGGACAACACCACCCAUGGGAGUCCAGAGAAGGACAGAAGGAGGUGUGAUAAAGUGAGCAGGUCUCUCGGCGCCUCCAACAGGAUGCAACAAGUCAUCCUUCUGGCAGGAACUCUUGACAAGCUCAGCCACAAUUUCCCAGAGACCCCAGUGAGCGUGAGGCACAGCAGGGUGUGCCCCACCGUGGUGAAGCCUCACUCACCUCGAACCUUCGUCAUCCAGCAGCCGAGGAAGUAACUUGUAAUGCCCCAAAGGAACUGGUGAUAACUGUUUAAAGACAAACAUCAAGUGUUACACAUGUG
This is a messenger RNA of Thalassophryne amazonica, 452 nucleotides long. RefSeq names its product death associated protein 1b (gene dapl1b.1). Gene Ontology annotation, biological process: apoptotic signaling pathway; cellular response to amino acid starvation; negative regulation of autophagy. The transcript is spliced from 4 exons. NCBI's taxonomy places the organism in Eukaryota, Metazoa, Chordata, Actinopteri, Batrachoidiformes, Batrachoididae. Gene Ontology annotation, molecular function: death domain binding. The coding region runs from base 64 to 387 and encodes 107 amino acids. The record is from RefSeq and is a predicted model, not a curated record.